Molecule: messenger RNA, 633 nt
Organism: Nematocida major
Lineage: Eukaryota; Fungi; Microsporidia
Exons: 1
Coding region: 1-633 (210 amino acids)
Molecular function (GO): zinc ion binding; nucleic acid binding
Source: RefSeq, a predicted model, not a curated record
AUGUUUUCCCACGAAGCAGUUCUGAACUUAGAGGAAGUUGCAGACUCUGCCCUUCUCCAGGAAAUAUGCGAGCUAGAAUCGGAUGAGUCCAUGCCCAGCGAUCUAGAGGACGAUAUAUACGCACUUGUCCACUUUGGGAGCACGAAAAGCCACAAGCCCCUGAGCUUGAAGAAGCUGGAUCCGAUAGAAACGAACCGGUGCUUCCAGAGCUCGACUAUCUGCUAUAAAUGCAAUAGAUCAGGGCACAUAUCAAGAGACUGCCCUAGAAAGCCCAGUACGUGCUUCAUAUGCAACCAGACAGGGCAUGUGAAAACGAAUUGCCCGGAAAAUACGUGCAGAAUCUGCAAGAAGAGCGGGCACAGGGAGAAUGACUGCUGGAAAAGUGCGGGUGGAGGAUCCCAGUACAAGAACAGGCACUACAGAGCAGAAGAUCGUCCGAGAAGGGAGGAGCCAAAGGAAAUGCCUGCAGUAGAGUCUGCCCCUGAAAAGAGGAAAAAUAGGGGAAAUCCCCGGGAAGAGAGACCUUCUGAGGGCGGAAAGGGGAGAAAUCCCCCGAAAGAUGACGCCUUCAAAAAGGGAAAGAAGAAAGUCCCGAAGAAUCCAGAGUCCUCCCAGGGACACUGCAAGAGUUAA